Trichoderma citrinoviride is the source of this 1026-nucleotide messenger RNA. Its product is annotated as 6-phosphogluconate dehydrogenase C-terminal domain-like protein. The record is from RefSeq and is a predicted model, not a curated record. Lineage: Eukaryota; Fungi; Ascomycota; Sordariomycetes; Hypocreales; Hypocreaceae. The transcript has 2 exons. The coding region runs from base 1 to 1026 and encodes 341 amino acids. Gene Ontology annotation, molecular function: oxidoreductase activity, acting on the CH-OH group of donors, NAD or NADP as acceptor.
AUGGCUUCAAAGCCGAGCUCAACGCCGACAAAGAUCGGGAUUCUGUCGCUGGGUGACAUGGGCGCUGGGAUUGCGAGGCUAUUAAUUGCGCAUGGAUUUCCCGUUUCCACAAAUUGCCAAGGACGAAGUGAGGAUACGGCUGAGAGAGCGCGCAACGCCGGCGUCGAGCUUCUCUCGUCCGACCUGGAGCUCGUCCAGCAGUCCUCCGUCAUCUUCUCCGUCGUGCCGCCACGGGAUGCAGAGGCCACCGCUCAACGAAUUAUCGAUGCUUUGUCGGGAGAUGGUUCUUCUCGUACGGAGACGCUGUACUAUGUCGAUUUGAAUGCCGUUGCGCCGUCGACGUGUAAGAGCAUCGCGGCGCUGUUUGACAAGGCGAGGGUCCCUGUCACGUUUAUCGAUGCUUGCAUCCUGGGCGGACCUCCCAGCCUGAAGACGAAGAAGAAGAAGAAGUCUUCCGACAAGGAAGGGGGGGAAGAAGAACAAGAAGAAGCUGAUGAAUGGGAUCAGCCGAGCAUUCCCGUCUCGGGACCUGCAGAACUGUUGACGGCGUCGUUGCCGGACGGGGAGAGGCUCACGUCCGUGCUGAAGCUGAGGACGAUAUCGCCCGAGAUUGGCGCCGCGAGCGGCCUCAAGAUGUGCUUCGCGUCCAUCACCAAGGGCUUCACGGCGCUGGCCACGCAGUCCUUCACGACGGCGCACCGGCUGGGCGUGGCGGACGAGCUGAGGCGGGAGCUGCGCGACAUGGUGCCCGCCGUGCUGGCGCGGGCGGAAAAAAGCGUGCCGGGGAUGCCGCCUAAGGCGUACCGCUGGGUGCGCGAGAUGGAGGAGAUUGCCAAGACGUUCUCGGACGAGGGCGGCUGGGAGGGGACGGUGUUUGAGGGCAUCGCGGGGGUGUACCGGGCGGUUGCGGAGGAUGGCGUCCUUGGGAAGGAGAAGAUUGGGAAGAGGAAGAGGGGGACGAGUCUGGAUGAUGUGGCGGCGGUUAUGGCGGAGGGGUUGGAGGUUAAGAGGAAGAAGAGGGAGUGA